Talaromyces rugulosus is the source of this 1680-nucleotide messenger RNA. RefSeq lists its product as uncharacterized. Bases 1 to 1680 code for a protein of 559 amino acids. The transcript is spliced from 3 exons. Gene Ontology annotation, biological process: DNA-templated transcription. Lineage: Eukaryota; Fungi; Ascomycota; Eurotiomycetes; Eurotiales; Trichocomaceae. Gene Ontology annotation, molecular function: zinc ion binding; DNA binding. The record is from RefSeq and is a predicted model, not a curated record.
AUGCAUUUUCGGAGGGAUGGGCAACGAAAUCUACCAACGCCAGCCUUGGUUGAUGACAGAAAUAGCGUUCCCAUAUCACCACAACUAUCGGCUAUACCGUCCGCACAGAGAGAACUUACUCCAGCCGAUUCCGGACCACGAAGCGAUGAAGAGGCUGGCUAUUAUGGAGAUUAUUCCAUGCUUCUGCCGCAAGAGCCGUCCUCGACGACGCCUUUAGCUGAUCACCUUCAGAAUCGCAUUAUGCCUGCGACAGAAGCUAUUCUCAAGGUGACUGAGGCGGAUGUUUUACCAAAGCCGGCAUUGCGCGAAGCGUUGAUUGACUCCUUUUUCGACCAUCUCUAUUAUCGAUUUCCCUUGGUUGAGCGCCAGGAGCUCUCGGGACCGGACGCUUCUGUACUGUUGAUACAGGCUGUCUGUAUGUCCGGCAGUCAAAUGCGACACUGGGAUUCCAGCGGGAUCUCGCUGACGCAGUCGCUCUAUGAAAAGGUCAAGACCCUCAUCCACCUCCGCCACGAGCCGGACAGCAUGAAGGUUCUGAAGGCAAUGUGUCUCCUGUCUACAUGGAGUCCGAAUCCGUCCGAAUCGCUCUCCCUGGAUAGUCCAUGGCACUGGACCGGCCAAGCCAUCCGACUCGCCAUUCAAAUGGGGAUGCAUAGGAAGUCAUCUUAUUCAAAAAAGCCCGAUGUCGCCUGUCGUCGACGGAUCUGGUGGCUUUUAUUUGUUGGCGAUAAACUUCAAUGCGCUUGUUUUUGUCGACCAGCAAACAUUAAAUCAACAGAUUGCGACAUUCCUCCCAUUUCUCUAGAUGAUUUUGGAGUGCAUGACACCCACUCGAGAGUAUUUAUCCACAUUACCCAGUUAUGUAUCAUAUUGGGUAAAAUUGCGGACUAUAGCACAGAGAAACUAACGCCAAAGCAAGAUGGCAUGGCAAAACUGACUCAGUCACUUUGUGCCUGGCUACGUGAGCUUCCAGAAGACCUCCGUUUGUUUGACAGCUCAGGAAUACGCAAUCCAUACAGGCUGCAUGUAUUAGAGGUCCAUAUAAUCUAUUUCUCAGCACUGAUCUUGUUACAAGCGUCAGAAGCCCGCUCGGGUAAAGAAUGGUCGACGGCAGGAUUGUCCAUAAUUGCAUCAUCAUGCAUCGCCCGCUUGUACGAGCAAAUAUACUAUCACGGGCACGUUCAUUUUCUGUUGCCAAUAGACGCGUUUUAUUGCAUGGUAUCGGCAGUGCCUCAGAUUUACCAUCGGCCGUCGCACGGCCCGGGGACUGACAUCCGGCACGAAGAAUUGGAUAUAAUUCGUUCUGUCAUUAAGCAGCUCCAGACAAGAUUUGGUGGCGCGACGACAGUGUCUAGGAAUAUAAGCAAGCUGACUAGAGAAGUGGAAUGUCUAGAAGCCUCCAGCGUUCCACCAGGCAGCAUCUCGGUGCAAACAACAGGAGUCUCCUCGGCUUGGAAACCAAGCAUCAUGAAUCAAUACGCUCUCGAACUGUUUCCGUUCCCAUUGAGUCUGUGUCCCAACAUGGCCCUCCUGAGUCAAUUAAAUAUGUCGGAACUGCCCCCAGACGAGAGAUCCCAAUUAGACAUGGACUAUCUGGCUGAAUGGACUUUCGACGAGCCACAAUAUCUUUUGGACAUCUUCAGUCUGAUGUCAGAAGAAUCGAUAACUCGCAGCCAGUAG